Xenia sp. Carnegie-2017 is the source of this 453-nucleotide messenger RNA. RefSeq names its product TNFAIP3-interacting protein 3-like. NCBI's taxonomy places the organism in Eukaryota, Metazoa, Cnidaria, Anthozoa, Malacalcyonacea, Xeniidae. Bases 1 to 453 code for a protein of 150 amino acids. The record is from RefSeq and is a predicted model, not a curated record. The transcript is spliced from 2 exons.
AUGGAUAAUGAAAUCAAAAAUGAAAAGUGCAGUUACGAAGACCUUGAACUGAAAUACAAGCAGUGUUUAAAUGACAACGAACAUUUGGCAAAAAUGAUGAGAAAUUUACGACAAGAAAAUGAUAAACUGAACAAUGAAUCGCGUAAUCAAACUUCGCGCCUUGCCGACGAGAGAUUGCGACUGGCUGAAGGGGAGGACAAACGUAAACAAAAAUACAACGAGAGAUUUACUCGUAGAGGAAGUAAAAUAGUAAAAGGACGAGUAAAUGAACUUGAAGAGCGACAAAGUCCUUUAGAAGACGAAUUAGGACGAUUAGCCUCGGCUUUGUACGCGCAACAAAGUGUUCAACAUAAUCGCGAUGAAAACGAAGUAGAAAAAUGUGAAAUGUUGAAGUCGCAGAUACUCGUUUAUAAAGAAGACUUUGACCGUGAGCGUAAAGACAGAGAAAACUAA